Messenger RNA from Volvox carteri f. nagariensis, 1158 nucleotides. RefSeq lists its product as uncharacterized. Gene Ontology annotation, cellular component: membrane. The record is from RefSeq and is a predicted model, not a curated record. Lineage: Eukaryota; Viridiplantae; Chlorophyta; Chlorophyceae; Chlamydomonadales; Volvocaceae. Bases 1 to 1158 code for a protein of 385 amino acids. Gene Ontology annotation, molecular function: starch binding. The transcript is spliced from 10 exons.
AUGACGGCCAUCAUAGGGGCUGACGGCAAAGCCAGCUCUCUUCGCAAGCUCGUAGUGGACGGAGUGGACGACUCUGCUAUGGUUCAGGUCAAGUUCUGCCUCAAGUACCGGACAAGUUACGGUCAAUCCGUAAAGAUUAUCGGCUCCCACCCAAAGCUCGGUUCCUGGGACAUCAACAAGGCCCUUAAUUUGGACUGGACUGAUGGUGACCGGUGGAUAGCGGCGGUGGAACUCCCGGCGGGGGCCGUGUACGAAUACAAGUAUGUUCUGGUAGACCAUGACAGCCGCGCCACACUUGCAUGGCAAGGCGGCGGCAACAGUGUACUGGCUUUGGGCGAUCAGGACGGACAGGGCGUCGAGGUGCAGGAUAAUUGGGUGGGGGGGGGUGGGCAGCAGCAUUUGGGGUGCUUCUGCAUCACGUGGUCAGUGGCGUCUGGGUGCCGGGGUAACAAUCCAGGCCAGGCCGCUGUCGUCGUGAACGGUGUCUCCACGACGAGAGAAAGCAAGCUGCAGGCCUGGGCUAAUGAGAUGCGGCAGUACCGGGCCAUGGCCCGUAAUGCGCAGUAUGAGCUUUCCAGGAAGGCGGAGGAGCUGCAGGCGUCCAAAGCACAGGUCGCCCGGCUCAAGAUGGAGUUGAGUGUGAGCCUGAAGGCCAGGGAGGACCUGGAGGCGCGUCUGGCCGAGGUGGAGAGUGAAAACCUGGCUCUGCGGGCACAGGUAGCCCAGAGCCAGAUUGCCAUGAAGAGCACGCUCGAGGAGGCCAUCAAGCUGCUACAACAAGAGAUUGAGGAGGGUGAGGAGGAGUUGUACAAUGAGGAGGAGGAGGAGGUGUAUGUCCCGGCCGCUGGUGGCAACGGAAAGACAGCCACUUCCAACGGGGCCAGCCCUUGGAGCUGGGGCCGUGGCAAGGAAGCCGAGACGGUUUACGCUGGCAGCAAUGGAAACGGCUCUACGUUCGAGCGGUUUGGAUUCCGUCUUAGCGGCAAUCCUUUUGACAUGCAAGGCGAGCAAGCGGCUACAAGGCCGUCUACAGAGCGUGCCUCAGACCUUGGUGCUGCACGUGUAGCCACGACCUCUAGUGGCAGCGGCUCCUCGUACACCGGCAGUGGGCACGUCUUAGCCGAUUGGCGGACGCGGCUCAGCAAUGGCGGCCAGUAA